UGCAGGCAGACUCGGACAGAUACAUUUACAAUGCUGCUUGAACCAGUUUUAUUUUUCUUUGCAUUUUCCAUUAAGAUUGUCUCAGGGGCAGAUUGGUGCUACCUGUCUGAAUUUACAUGCAGUCACGCCUGCCCAGUGCCAGACGUAUGGGGAAGUGUUUCACAGCACUGCCGCGGCAGAUCUCAGUCUCCAGUGAACAUUGUUACAAAGAGAGUGCUACCAGAUGGACGACUCACUCCUCUUCAGUUCAUUGGCUAUCAAGACACCUUUCACGGUCGCCUCAUAAACACUGGUCACAAUGUUCAGCUAGAUUUGCCCCAAAGUAUAAGGAUCAACAGAGGAAAUCUGGCUGCAUCAUACAAGGCACUUCAACUUCACCUGCAUUGGGGUAAAGAUGGAGGUCCGGGAUCUGAACACAUGAUUGACGGAGAACAAUUUCCAAUGGAGAUGCAUAUUGUCCACAUAAAAGACGAAUACAACUCUUUAUCCCAGGCUGUAGGAGACCGCACAGGUGUGGCUGUUCUUGGAUUUAUCUUUCAGGUGUCCGAGUCUGCAAAUAAGAAGUUUGACCCCCUGAUAAAUGCCCUGGAAUAUAUCACACAACCCACCAACAGUACAACACUGAGGGGUGUGUCCCUGGAAAUGUUCAUUCCUCCUCAGAAGAAUUUGACCAAGUACUUUCGCUAUGAUGGCUCCCUCACUACACCUAACUGUGCUGAAGCUGUCGUCUGGAGCCUGUUUGAAAACACCAUCCCUCUCGACAGGAAACAGCUUGCUGCGUUCUCCCAGCUUCAGUUUCCAAAUGGAAAGGAGAUGGUUAAUACCUACAGACCAGUGCAGGCCUUGAAUGGACGGCAGGUGUAUUACUCUGGGAGCCAUGUUGCUGUGGUUAGCUCUGUGCUACUCAUCAUAUCAGUGCUGGUAUCCAGUGCACUCUCCGUGUAGACUACAGGAUAAAAACUCUUUAAUUUUACACUACUGUGAUGAUUAUCAAAUACAUAAGAUGUAACUGCCAAUAGAUCCUCCUAUUGUUCUAAAUUUAUCAUCUCAACAUCUCAUAACUGAUGUAUUUUUUGAUUUCUGAAAUAAAAAAUGUUUUACCGAUGACUGAUCAAUCAGUUGUUUUUACUUUUGAUUGCAAAGUUUCCAUGAAUUGUGACCGAGAACAGUUUACAGACUAGGGGACUAUUAAUUGAUAUGGUUAAACUGUCUCUUGUGGUAUGUUGUCACAAUUAUUUCACUUGUGAUACUGAAGUGUUUCCUUCCUCUCUUGCAGACAUUUGAACUCUGAACUGUAUUUCUUUUUUCUACUUCAGCCUCUUGCCAGCUAAUCAUCUAAGUGCACUGUACACUGUUUCCUCUCACCUAUAUGUAUAUUAUGCAAAUAAUGUAAUAAAUGUAAUGUAAAUAAAAGUAUAC
Morone saxatilis (striped sea-bass) is the source of this 1419-nucleotide messenger RNA. RefSeq names its product carbonic anhydrase IV b (gene ca4b). Gene Ontology annotation, cellular component: plasma membrane. The record is from RefSeq and is a predicted model, not a curated record. The transcript is spliced from 8 exons. NCBI's taxonomy places the organism in Eukaryota, Metazoa, Chordata, Actinopteri, Moronidae. Bases 31 to 945 code for a protein of 304 amino acids. Gene Ontology annotation, molecular function: zinc ion binding; carbonate dehydratase activity.